AUGUCAGGUCUUCAUACCUUCACAUGGCUGUGCACUGUGAUCAUCUGCAUGGCGCACGUGAGCUCAAUGCCUACAAGCUGCAAGCUUCAGAAGAGGCUGGUGGAGAAAUGCCAUGAUAUUCUGGAGAAGAUGGGAGACAGAUUUCCUCUGCACUGUCUUGAAGGCACAGUUCCUGUCCCGUUUCCCGAGGCCGCGUUCCAGUUCAGCACGUCCCAACAGGCCGUUGCCCUGGAAAAGACCAUCUACUCAACGCUGACCUACAUCUCUUCCUUGUUUGAUGAAGACGGUGUUCCCGAUGAGUGGAAGAACCUCGAGGAAUUUCAGAACAUCAUUUACCGGCAGAUUGAAGAGAACAAAUGUAUCAUGAAGAAAACUCAAGACUCACAGGAGGACUUUCUCAGACGUGAAAAAGCGCUCAAAGAGUAUUUCGACAAAAUAUCAGCGGGUUUGAAAGAAAAGAAUUUCCAGGUUUGUGGAUGGGAAUUUGUCCGAAAGGAGGUCCUCAUCACUCUACAGUUCAUCCUGAAUAAAGACUUGAAGGGCGUUCUCUUUUCCAGCUGGGGCUGAGCAACUACCAGAGUUCUGCAGAGUUCAGCUUUUUAACUUUGUACCAGAAGAAGUGCCUUGGAUUUUUUUCCCUUUUUUUAAAUAUUUAAUAUCUGCCUAAAAGGUCUUAUCAGAUUACUAUAAGGAUCAUGACCUGUUUAUUUAUUUAUUUAUUUAUUUACAUUACAGAUUUUUAUAUAUGACAGUUGUGAAUAAAUUAAA
Messenger RNA from Ictalurus punctatus (channel catfish), 768 nucleotides. RefSeq names its product interferon phi 3 (gene ifnphi3). The record is from RefSeq and is a predicted model, not a curated record. Gene Ontology annotation, molecular function: cytokine receptor binding. Gene Ontology annotation, biological process: defense response. NCBI's taxonomy places the organism in Eukaryota, Metazoa, Chordata, Actinopteri, Siluriformes, Ictaluridae. Bases 1 to 567 code for a protein of 188 amino acids. The transcript has 5 exons. Gene Ontology annotation, cellular component: extracellular region.